UACGCUAAGCGGUCACACUGGCUGGCCCCCCCCCGAAAUAUUUUUAGCAACAAAUUUUUUAAUUGACAAUUUAUAAACUAAAGCGAGCGCCCCGGCAGUGGCUGGCAGUGAGUAGAGCAGCACUAAUGGCAACAGGCGGCCGCCAAAUGCGCCAAAGGGCCAAACAAGGCAGCAAAAUCAGUCGCAAAGCCAAAGUAGAGCAACUGCAGCUGUAACUGUAACUGUUAACCCUGGGCAGGGCGCGGGGAGGCAGGGUGGCAGUGGCAGCAGUGGCAGUGGAAGAGGAAGAGAGGUGGGGACGCCAAAACGGAGGAGGAAGAAGAAGAGCACAUCUUGGGACAUUCCUGGGACAAACGACGAAAUGGAGUCAUCCAAUGCUGGAGCUGCUCCACUAGUGGCCCUAAAGCCUGUGGCAACGGACAGGAAUCAAGUGGAUCCCAUAGCAGUCAGGUCGCAGGAGGCGGAGGACGACGACGAGGAGGAAGAGGAGGAGGAGGAUGAUGAUCCUAAAGAGGAGGAGGCCUUCUACGACUCGCGCAAUGGCAACGAAAGCGACGAACUGGAGCAGGCCUUCCAGAGUGCCCUGCAACUGGCCAACGAUGUGCAGGUGAGUGUCAGCGUGGCGGAGGAGCAGCAGGAGCAGCAGGAGCAGGAUCAGCAGUUAGGUGCCUGCGCUUUGGCAUCGCCCAAAGAGGAGCCACCGCCGGAACGCAAGGAACCCCGCCACCAGACCCUGCUCUCCACCAAAUCCUGCGAGACGCCAGCCCAGAAUGCCACGCUCUCGCCCACCAAUUCCUACAAUGGCAGCAUCGGCAGCGAUGGCGGCAGCAGCGUGGGCGGCGGCGCCCGCCGCAAGUCCUGGACACUCUCGCCGCAAAGUGGCGGCUCCACGCCCCUCAGCGGCGCCAAAAAGAAGACAAAGGCAGCCAUAACAAUCAACACCACUACAAAUGGCGACGGCUUUAAUCUGUGGGUGGCACGUGAAUGCUUUGAAACGGUGCCCGCCGAGAUGGUGGACACACUCAGCAUGGCCGAGGUGGAUGAAGAGCUCCAUGAGCAGCAGGAGGAGGAGGAGGACGAGGACGAGGAGGCGGCUGCCGUGGAGAGUCUGCUGGGGGCGGCCGCUGCCCUCCAGGCCAGUGCCCAUGUGCAGCGCCGUCAGCAGCAGAAGCAGCAUCACCAUCUGCGACAGCCUUCGCCGCCACAGCAUCGACCGCUGGAACGCUCUUGGCCGCCGCGCGCAAUCAAUCGGGAGCUCAAGCUUCAGGGCGAUGUCUUCCAGUUCGACAUCCUGGACACGGACGAGCGUGGCCUGGCCGAGCUGGAGUUGGCCCAGCCGGGCAGUGGCAACAGUUCCAACAACUCACCCCUAAACACGCCACCCGUGCGCUUCAAGCCGCUGCUCAAGAAGAAGAUCGGGCCGGAUAGCUAUAUCAAUACCAUUAGCACGCAAAAGGUGCCGGUUCCGGUGCCGGUUAACCAGAGCUAUGAGUUCCCCACCUUUCCCAGCAGCUCCUCGGCGGUGGCCUCCUCCUCGCCCAACAGUCUGCAGUUUCCGUAUCUACGCCAGCACCGUCCACUCACCCGUGCCCUUUCCAAUGGCAAGGCCACAUCAUCGGAGGAGCAGGCAGCCGCAGCCGCAGCCUCACCACGUCUCCUGCUCUCCCCGAAAAGGCAGCGCAGUCCGCCCUCGGGCUGCUCCACGCGCAGUGCCUCGCCGCUGGAUCUCAGCCUGAGUCCCGAGCAGCAUUCGCCCACCAGGGGCAGGGGAGUGGGCGGAGGGGCAGCACUUCAGGAUGUGGCCAUGCCAGCGGCGCCCGGAACUCCAACAUUCCAUGGCCAGCGACCUCAGCAGCGGCUGCUCAAGCGCGUGGGCGGAGGAGCCGGAGCUGGAGCUGGAGCUGGUGCACCCUUAGUAUGUCCGCCCACGCCCACUCACCAUGCCCGUCGGCAUGCCCGCCUCCAGGCCGUCACUGCCAACUCCAGCCUGGCCAUGGAUGUCCCAGCAGCAGCAGCAGCCGCCUCUAGUCAAUUGGAUUACAUUUACCUGCAGGAUGGUGGAAGCAGCCAGGAGCAGGCUGCCCAUCAGGUGCUGGAGCCUCCCGACGAGGUAGUGCACAUAAGCAGCACCCGUUUGCCUUCCAUACCCGAACGCAGUGCAGCAGCAGCGGCGGCUGCGGCGGCGGCAGCAGCAGCAGCUAGCUCUGGAGCAGCUCUAAUCGAACCGGGCACCGUUUCCGGAAGCAGUGGCGGAGCCGCGGCAGAGCCGCCACUGCCGCCCGCUUGGGAGGCGCGCAUGGACAGCCACGGGCGCAUCUUCUACAUUGACCACACCACGCGCACGACCUCGUGGCAGCGACCGGGUGGUGCGGCGCCCAGCGGCGGACCGGCGGGCAGGGAGCAGCAUCAUCGCCAGCAGCUGGACAGGCGCUACCAGAGCAUCCGUCGCACCAUUACCAAUGAGAGCAGGGCAGCGCAGCUUUAUAAUCUGCCAGCCUCGGCUGCGAAUAACACUAGUAAUGCUGCUCCGGCUGUGGCUGCUGCUGUUGCUCCUCCGCCACCGCCCAAUCCCGCCCAGGCCAUCCAUCCGGCCAUCCUGAUGCUCUGCCGCCCCGAUUUCUACUCCCUGCUGCACACCAACGAGGCAGCGCUGGCCAUCUACAACCGGAAUGCCGCCCUCAAGCACAUGGUGAUGCGCAUCCGACGCGAUCCGCAGUGCUUUCAGCGGUACCAGUACAACAAGGACCUGGUGGCUCUGGUCAACACCUUCGCCCAGAUGGCCCGCGAACUGCCCUCCUGCUGGGAGACGAAGCUGGACCAGUCCGGCAAGCAGUUCUUCAUCGACCACCAGCACCGGCGCACCUCCUUCAUGGAUCCCCGCCUGCCCGUGGAGUGUCCGCGUGUGGUGCGCCAUCGCCAGCAGCAGCAGCAACAGCAACAGCAGCAGCAGCCAGGUGUGGGCUACUACUACCCCGAUCUGGUGGAUGGCAACUGCCUGUCGGCCACCAGUGGGCACAUAAAUGCCAGUCCCGGAUCCUCGGUGUCCGGAGUGCCGCCUUUGCCGCCACCCAGGCCCUCAUCGUCGGCCACUUCUUCCACGUCCAGAGGGAGCCAUGGACAUGGACAUGGCCAUGGCCACAACUGCACCACGGCGGCGGCCAUCGCCUGUGCUUUUAGCUUGGGCGGAGCAGCGGGCGGGGCCGCCGGAAUGUCAGGAAUGGCGGGAAUGGCUGGAGUGGGGGCCACAGCAGCCGGAUACGAAGAUGUGCCCAUUGCCUACAACGAAAAGGUCAUCGCCUUCCUUCGCCAGCCGAAUAUCCUGGAGAUCCUGCGAGAGCGCCAAGGCCAGCACACCAUGUCCCGCCCGCUUCGUGAGAAAAUCAAUAUCCUGCGGGUGGAGGGCGUUCCCGCCCUCGAGAGAUUGGGCCAUGACCUACAACUGACCAUUUUGCUUAGCCUGUUCGAGCAGGAGAUCAUGAGCUAUGUUCCUAUUGAAGAGCGCAGUCCGCAGGGAUCGCCGGUGCUCAGUUCGCGGAUGCCACAGCGGGCACCGCCGCCCUUCCGGCGCGACUUCGAGGCCAAGCUGCGCAGCUUCUACCGCAAACUGGAGUCCAAGGGCUACGGCCAGGGACCGCACAAGCUUAAACUCCACAUCCGCCGCAGCCAUUUGCUGGAGGACGCCUUCCGGCGCAUCAUGUCGGCGAACAAGAAGGACCUGCAGCGCGGCCGCCUGGCCGUGCUGUGGGACACGGAGGAGGGCCUGGACUACGGAGGACCCUCCCGGGAGUUCUUCUUCCUGCUGUCGCGCGAGCUGUUCAAUCCGUACUACGGACUGUUCGAGUACUCGGCCAACGAUACGUACACGGUGCAGGUGUCGCCGCUGUCGGCGUUCGUGGACAACUGCCACGACUGGUUCCGGUUCAGUGGGCGGGUGCUGGGACUGGCCCUGGUGCAUCAGUACCUGCUGGACGCCUUCUUCACGCGACCCUUCUACAAGGCACUGCUGCGCCUGCCGGUGGCGUUGAGUGAUUUGGAGUCGCUGGACAACGAGUUCCAUCAGUCGUUGCAGUGGAUACGCGACAAUGACAUCGGCACGGGCGUGGAUCUGGGCCUCACCUUCUGCGUCACGGAGGAGCUGCUGGGUCGAGUGGUGGAGCGCGAGCUGAAGCCGGGCGGCAAGAACAUCAUCGUGAACGAGAAGAACAAAAAGGAGUAUCUGGAGCGCAUGAUCAAGUGGCGGCUGGAGCGUGGCGUUCAGGAGCAGACGGAGUCGCUGGUGCGCGGCUUCUACGAGGUGGUUGACUCGCGUCUGGUCUCCGUCUUCGAUGCCCGCGAACUGGAGCUGGUGAUAGCCGGCACCGCGGAGAUAGACACCAACGAUUGGCGCCUGAACACGGAGUAUCGCUCGGGCUAUCAUGACAACCACCAGGUUAUCGUGUGGUUCUGGCAGGUCAUCGAGCGGUUUAGCAAUGAGCAAAGACUGCGACUGCUUCAGUUUGUCACCGGCACAUCGAGCAUUCCCUACGAGGGAUUCUCCGCGCUGCGAGGCUCGACGGGACCACGACGCUUCUGCAUCGAGAAGUGGGGCAAGCCGAAUGCCUUGCCACGGGCCCACACCUGCUUCAAUCGGCUGGACCUGCCGCCGUAUCCCACGCCCGAGCUGCUCUACGAGAAGCUGCUGCUGGCCGUCGAGGAAACGAAUACGUUCGGCAUUGAGUAGGCAUGUGAUAUUCGGCCAGCCUCGCCUUGUUGCAGCCCCCAAACAACCAAAACAACCAAACACUAAACACUAAACACACAACCCGAAAACGCUUUAUUUCGAUUUUAGAAGUUUUUUAUAACUUGCCUAAGUCUAGGAAUUCCAUUGGGGUGUUGCAGAAAUACCAGUUGUUGUCCCUGCCAGUGAUUGAAAAAGUAUUCAGGUAGUUUGAAAAGCUUGUUCAAAUUAUAACUUAACAUUUGGUGUCCAGGAAAGUGGAUGAAAAUGUCUUUAGUUGGUUUCAACAUUUGUUUACCCACAAAAUCCAAAUAAGGAACUAAAUACUUUACAAUAUAUAACUUAAAACUGGGACUGUAAAUAAGAGUUUAUUGAGGAUUUUAAUUUGAAAAAGACUACUAAACUACUUAAUCGUCAGAAGUAACACUAAUAACAAUAAAAUAGCUAAACUAAGAACUCUUGUCCACAAGGUUUUAAAAUAUUCAGCGAACUUGGCAAAUAUAUAAAACUAUUUAUUCUUGUUUUCAAGUUUCGUAAAAUAAAAAUAAAUUCUUGAUUUUAAAUAUAAACUAUUAUUUGCUUUCCAAUGCGAGUUUUAUAAAAACCAAACAAAAUGUAGGAUUUUUUAAAGUAAAAGUCUCAAAUUACAUUUAUUUACGGUGCCUGUUUUUUAAUACGAUUUGUUAUCUGUUUUCCAUGCAAAUCUUAAACACAAAUUAUAGCUGGAGUUUAGUUCUUUAAUUCAUAAUUAUUUUUUUAUGAAAAGUUAGUUGAUAUUUUAUAUUUUUUAGCUAUUUCUAAAAGUCUUCUGGUAUUUCUGCAACACUGAGGAUUGUACUGUAGUUAUUUAUAUACGUAGGUUAACCGUCCCCUUAAAAAAAAAAAGAAAAAGAAAAAAUGCCUAGCCAUAGACAGACUUGCUACUUUAGGCAUGGCAUUCCAUUAGUUCGUAGACAAUUUGCCUUCGCCUUCGUUUUUGCCGUUCACUGAAUGGAAGUGUUACCUCAAGAGCAAAACGGCUUGCCAGCGCCGCCAGUCAUUAGUUGUAAGACCUAAGAAACAAGCAAAAAGAAACCUUAACUGCACACCCCCGAAAAAAGGAUAACUUCUAAGGCUAAAAAUCCUUCGCUUGACUCUCUGCCUGAUUUACUAAACACAAUCGAAACGAAUCGAAAAACGAAAUGUAAUGAAAUGAAACGAUGCCAACUGCCUGUAGAGAAAUUUUCAAUGCCUAAUCCAAUUAGCAGGCCCCAAAGAAUGGAGAGAUUGAGAGAGCAGAGCCACUCUAAGCCAAUACUUAACUAGCUUAUAAUGUUGUCGUCUUAGCCUUAACUCGAAUUCCAAAACCCCUAGAUGUAUGCAUUCCAAAAAAGCGUAUUGUGGAUGUCAGUUAUUAUAGCCUAUAUUACCCUAACCUCUCUCCUUAAAAUCCAGAACAAAAAAGUAUGUAAAUUGUUUUUGAAUUUACAAACGCUUUAAUUAUUUCCAUCGAAGUUGCCAUGUGCAUCCUCCUCCGCCAAUUGACCAAAUCUCUGGCCAGGAUUGGGCUGCAUAUGACAGCUCCGAUCGGGUCUUUAUGGUAUAUUAUAUAGUAUAUAUUAUAUAUACAACAAAAUGGCUGCUGUUAUGCCAACAAUGAUUACAAAUUGGUCCAGUGCGUUGCUUCGGCUUUAUUGGUUCUUUCGGCGCAUACAAUUAACGAUAAUAUAUAUAUAUAUAUAUAUAUAUUUAAUUAAAACAUAAACAAACAAAUUCAAAACAUAGCUAAACGAAAAAGCAAACAAAAAUUACAUUUUUAAGAUUAGUAUUGAUCGAAAGAGAAAGCGAAAACGAAAAGAUAACUAAAUGGUGAUUUGUUUACAUGUAUUUUUGGCAUUAGUUAAUACGGAAAGCGAGAGAGACGGACAACCAGAGUUGGAGAGAGAUAGAGCGAUAGACAGAGACGGAGUCAGUGAAUGAGACAGAGAUAGGAUAGAGAUAGAGAUAUAAAAACGCUUUUUGAACUACUUAUUGAUAAAUGAAGAUUGUUUUAAUGAAUUAUUAAUGUGCGUGUAUUUAUGAACAAAUUAACUAUAAUUAUAAACAAAUAAAUGUGAGCCUUUUACUUCAAAAGCAAA
Drosophila elegans is the source of this 6834-nucleotide messenger RNA. RefSeq names its product E3 ubiquitin-protein ligase HECW2 (gene Hecw). Gene Ontology annotation, biological process: regulation of dendrite morphogenesis. The record is from RefSeq and is a predicted model, not a curated record. Bases 362 to 4720 code for a protein of 1452 amino acids. Lineage: Eukaryota; Metazoa; Arthropoda; Insecta; Diptera; Drosophilidae. Gene Ontology annotation, molecular function: ubiquitin-protein transferase activity; protein binding. The transcript has 5 exons.